Messenger RNA from Sardina pilchardus (European sardine), 2356 nucleotides. It is a transcript of the gene spata2l, whose product is annotated as spermatogenesis associated 2-like. The coding region runs from base 151 to 1794 and encodes 547 amino acids. Gene Ontology annotation, cellular component: cytoplasm. Lineage: Eukaryota; Metazoa; Chordata; Actinopteri; Clupeiformes; Clupeidae. The record is from RefSeq and is a predicted model, not a curated record. The transcript is spliced from 3 exons.
UUACGUUUGAAUAUUUUUGAUGCGGGCCGUCAGAAGUGAAAUGAAACUAAUGUGUGGUCAUGAGCUAGCUGAGUUGAAGAUCAUUUUUCACUCUUACGAAUUGUAAAUCAACAAGUAAGCAACUUCGGACGUCGAAGAGACACGGCAAGGAUGAGCCCUGGCAUCAAAGAGACAAACGGCCUGAGUCUCCCUGAGGCAUACAAGGCCAGCUUGGAGCAGCACAUUGAACAGGGGGGCUGGAGUCUGGUCUGCCGAGAUGAGGAGCUCUGCAAGCACAUUGAGGACAUCCUCAAGGGACAGAGCACCCAUGACUGUUACCUCACCCAUGGCCUGGACGUGCUCUCUGUCAUGGAGGAGUCACUUCGCUGCCCAGUCACAGCCAGGGCUGGACUGAAGGGGCUGGCCAGGGCAUUUGAGGUGCUGGAGCUGGCCUCUCUCAACCUCUACCUGUAUCCAUGGAGGAAGGAGUACAGAAUAAUCAAGACCUACUCUGGCAUGUUCACACACCAUGUCAGGCCAGCUUUGUCCAUGGAGCAGGUGGUAGAGCUGUUCGGACUGCUGGGCUACCGGGCCUCAGCUGGGGCCAGUGGGGAGCAGGAGCUACGCCUGGGCACAGCACCCGUGCGGCCGGACGAUCUUCUUAGCCUGGCCUGCAGCUUCUUCACCGCCCGCUGUGAGUGCCAGCUGCUGCUGACCUCGCUGGAGUCCCUGAGACGGCCCCAGGCGCGGACGUCUGAGUGGGGCCUGAGGCUGGUGCAGGAGAGACGCAGAGGCCCCAGCCUCCAGGUGGCGCUGCAGAGUGUCCAGAGGAGCCUGGGAGUCCACAUGCGGCCUAUCAAGGAGGUUUGCAGCGACGCUUCAGAAGUGGAUGAGGACUUGUACACGGGAGAGGGAGAUGGUGGAUCCAGAAGUCCCGAGUCCAAACGUUCCCACCGACCUCUCAAACAGUCCCACAGCAGCCCUGUGCUUUGCACUGGUGAGGCGUCAUCACAAACAGGACGUCUGUGUGUGUCCACCCUGAACUACCAGAUCUCCUCCCCGUCUUCGCCAGGUGGAGGUGCCAGGCAUGAGCCAGCCAGCGCAUUUGAGGGGCAGACAUUUCAGAAUACCAGCAGAGGCACACCCUGCGUUUCUCAAAAGCCCCUAGAAGUGUGUAGCUGUGUGGAGUCUGGAAACCACUACAACCGCUUUUGUCAACAGUGCAAUACGGUCCAUUGCUCAACCUGUGCUGUCCUUGACUACUGCGAAAGGGAAGUAGGACACAACAUAUCCUUCUGCAGCGAGAUACUCUUGCCAGAGGCAGCCGAAAGUAAGACAAAACAUAUCAAACUCAUGAGUCCUAAGGACAAGCGCUCCCCACCUGGGUUCCCAGAAAGGCACUUUUGUCUGGACGGCAAAGAUAAACCGCAUGUCACCUGCCGCACUUGCCGGCGUGCCCACGACUGCCUGUGCGAGGAUGGGCAACGAUGUGUCCAGGAAAGCCACGAGUUGGAGUACCAACUGGAGCCAAGCAAGUCCAUGCCUCUCCACCAGUGCUGUGCCUCCACCUGGCCCCGUCCCCAGUUCGCCUGCCUAAGUUGCAAGAUCUUCCAUUCUGCCUCCUGCCCCGACGGAGCUUCCUGUAAACAAACACACAGUGUGCGUGAGUUGAUGGAUGUGUGUGAAUCAUGCUCUCGGGCUCCUGAGGUUCUGUGUAAGCACUGCUGCACCCAGUUGUGCAAAGAGUGCUGGUAUAAGAGCCCCCUGCAAUGUCUGUGUGGAAACCCCUUUGACUACCCAGGUACUGCUGUGUGAUUGGACAUUCAAAUGGCUGUACCAGUCUUCUCCAGCACAUUGGCCUGUGCAUCUUCACCAAUGCUGCCUUUGAAGUAUUCUUCAAACUUUAGAAUGUCUCACAGGGAAGGCUAGAAGACUGGAUAAGAAGGAAACCGUUUGAACAUUUCAAGCACCAUAUAUGCCAAAGUAAUACUAACUUGUUUUGAAUGUGUAUGUUUAUAUAAUUUCUCCUUUCACAUGUAUUAGUUUAGUGUUUCUUGGAGGCUAAAUUUCUAAGACAUUCUCUCAAGCAGAGUGAAACCCUCUUUUGUCUUCCAAAGAUUUGUGAUAGUUUCACUUAAAAUGUAAAAUGCAUUACAAUGCAAUUGAAAGAGGGGACUAAGAAGCAAGAUGGUUUGUAGUGGAGUUAGAGACAUACUUUCAGUUUCAUCCUUAUAAACUGGAUGCAGAAUGUUACCUGUAUUUUUUCCUUGUGCUUGUAAAGAAUUGAUCUGUGUGAGUAUGGAUUUCAUGCAUUUUCAUCCCAUUUCUUCGGAGAUUUUACUGGGUAAAGAAAGGUCUUCUAGACUCUAAAAAGCCA